AUGGAUUUUUCAUUUGGCUCAAAAAUUGCUGAAAACUAUUUCAAAAUCUAUAUGAUGGUGAAUUUCAGAAGUAUUCGAACUAAAUCAAUUGACAUGAGACCAAUAUCGAUACCUCCACCUUCAAUAAAAUAUAAUGAGCAAUCGGCCUUAGAAAUUUGUUGCUAUAUUACUUUGGCUAUUAUAACGGGCAUAGAAGGUUAA
Messenger RNA from Dracunculus medinensis (Guinea worm), 201 nucleotides. The record is from the annotation of a GenBank genome assembly. NCBI's taxonomy places the organism in Eukaryota, Metazoa, Nematoda, Chromadorea, Rhabditida, Dracunculidae.